This is a messenger RNA of Castor canadensis (American beaver), 2409 nucleotides long. It is a transcript of the gene Tagln2, whose product is annotated as transgelin 2. Gene Ontology annotation, molecular function: actin filament binding. The record is from RefSeq and is a predicted model, not a curated record. Gene Ontology annotation, cellular component: actin cytoskeleton. Lineage: Eukaryota; Metazoa; Chordata; Mammalia; Rodentia; Castoridae. Gene Ontology annotation, biological process: actin filament organization.
GUCUGAGGCGGGACCCUCCUGAAAACCCCUGGACAGGCCGGCUGGUGCACCACUCUCCGCUGCAACCCUGCAGAGUGUGCACAGCUAUCCAGCCGGCUAAGACGCUUUCUAUAGGCACCACAGCUGUUCAGUAUGGCUAACAGGGGACCUGCAUAUGGCCUGAGCCGGGAGGUGCAACAGAAGAUUGAGAAACAGUAUGAUGCAGACCUAGAGCAGAUCUUGAUCCAGUGGAUCACCACUCAGUGCCGCAAGGAUGUGGGCAGGCCCCAGCCUGGGCGUGAGAACUUCCAGAACUGGCUCAAGGAUGGCACUGUGCUGUGUGAGCUCAUUAAUGCACUGUACCCUGAAGGGCAGGCCCCGGUAAAGAAGAUCCAGGCCUCCACCAUGGCCUUCAAGCAGAUGGAGCAGAUCUCUCAGUUCCUGCAGGCAGCUGAGCGCUAUGGCAUCAAUACCACUGACAUCUUCCAAACUGUGGAUCUCUGGGAAGGAAAGAACAUGGCCUGUGUGCAGCGGACACUGAUGAACCUGGGUGGUCUGGCAGUAGCCAGGGAUGAUGGGCUCUUCUCUGGAGAUCCCAACUGGUUUCCUAAGAAAUCCAAGGAGAACCCUCGGAACUUCUCAGACAACCAGCUGCAAGAGGGCAAGAAUGUGAUUGGGUUACAGAUGGGCACCAACCGUGGGGCCUCUCAGGCAGGCAUGACUGGCUACGGGAUGCCACGCCAGAUCCUCUGAUCCUGCCCCACCCUUGCCCCUGCUCUUCCAUGAAUGGUUAAUAUAUAUGUAUAUAUAUAUAUAUAUAUGUUUUAGUAGUGACAUUCCAUGAGAGCCCCAGAGAUCUUAAGCUCCACUCUGCCAGGCGGGGGGGUCCAAGCUAUUCUGUCAUCUAUGGGGAUGUCUGAUGGCAGCCUCUCCGCCUGUGCUUACUAAUACAUUCCUUCCCCACACUCAUCAAAACUGGACCAACUUUUCCCCUGGGACCAAAGUCUGGGGCCCUUAGCUCUCCUCUCCCCACAAUGCCUCUCUUUCCCUCUGGCCUCCUCCAACCCUGAGCUCUAUGCUUUCAGUCCAUUCCUUGGCUGGGAGUCAGCGAUGCUGCCUGUGGCCUGAUGUGCACUGGCUUUUCUUCCACAAUUAUGCCUCUCCCACAGCUGUGGCUGUAGGGACUUAAUUUAUAGGGAGGGGAUUAUGGCGGCUGCCACCCCAGCUACAGCUGGGCUGUGCUUAUCACAUCUGGGGCAGCCUUUCUUGGCAGAGACGUCUUGGCUUCUUAUUUUCCAUUCCCUUGCUGUGGCUAAGGGGAGGGGUUGGGGGGACAGAAGUGGGAGAGCUGCCCACCAUGGGCUUAAAGAAUAUGAACUUGCUGAUUUAAAUAAAGAAUCCCAAUCUUUUUUGAAUGGACUCUGGCUGUGUCUAGGGCUACUGUGCCCACUGUGAGGAAAGGAGGAAAUGUACCAAAAUGCAGAGAGCAGUAUAGGCAAGAGGGCAGAGAUGAAAGAUUGCAAUACUAAGCCCUCAGUUUCCUUCAUCAUCCUCUUUGUCACUUGGUUUAGGGCAGGCAGGUUGGAAUUGAGAAGGGACAGGACUUUACAAUUGUUCUUGGGACGGAGCUAUAAUGCAAAAUGUAUGGGCAGCGUUUGCAGCAAGGUGAGACCCUUGCUACCUAGUGAAUGGGGCAGACCUGCCUUGUGAUUCUGGCUGGCCUGUCUCUCCAGCCAGAACAGCUCAGCCACUGGAGGAGGGUGGAGGAUGUUGGUAAAGCUCUGAGUCCUGGUAAGUACAGAUGUUUCUAGGUAAGAGGCCCCUCAGGCAGUCUUGGGACAAGGUGGUCUGUGUUGGAGUCAGCCACACCAGCUUGGGUGCCGAGGGUGGGGUUGUAACAGUGAAGAGGAACCAAAAUCUGGCAAGUGAGCAAGGAUGAUUUGAUGGCUGACAGGAAGAAGCCUUGUUUGAUUCCAGACACUUUGAAGCUGCAUGCUGGGGAGAGCCUUACAGCAAAGCUUCUCUUUUAGAUAGUGGCCUUUGACCAAGAUACUCAACUUUGGGUCACAUCUCCAGUUGCCCCAGAGCCAAACCCAGAAAUGAACCCACAGUUUGCAACCUCCAGGUGUCACAUUUACCCCAAGACUUCCUGAGCAGUCUGGGUAUCUUCCUAGAGAACUUGCUUGAGGGUCCUUGGGCCAUCCUCCCCCAUUAGGUCCCAUCCCCAUUAGCCAGCUUAGGGAUAUGGUCUAUGUCCCUCUUCCCCUUCUGCUGCAGUAUAUCUCCUGUCUCCUUGAGGGAAGAAAGCCGUAACACUGGCUGACUGUGACAGAUUAUGCAGUGUUUUACAAUCAAAGUGCUUUCAUUCUCUUCCCACACACACUCCCUAACCUCACUGUGGAUGUCUCUUCCUAGAAACACCUACUGUGU